Harpia harpyja (harpy eagle) is the source of this 1350-nucleotide messenger RNA. RefSeq lists its product as uncharacterized. Gene Ontology annotation, cellular component: membrane. Gene Ontology annotation, molecular function: galactosylceramide sulfotransferase activity. Bases 1 to 1350 code for a protein of 449 amino acids. Gene Ontology annotation, biological process: glycolipid biosynthetic process. The record is from RefSeq and is a predicted model, not a curated record. The transcript is spliced from 4 exons. NCBI's taxonomy places the organism in Eukaryota, Metazoa, Chordata, Aves, Accipitriformes, Accipitridae.
AUGCCUCUCUCCACCUCUGCUGAGGAGACCCCGUGGCACCUCACAGUUGGGAUGCCCACUUUUGUUUCUGCUUCCAGACACUUACAGAUGGACCAGGAAGUCCUCCCAGUAACAUGUAACCUGGUGUCUUUGGAGAAGAAGACAUGGACAGUCAUCAGGAAUUGUUCAGAAGAUCCUGGAUCCUACAAGGCCCUGAGGAAUCUAGGUGGGAGGAGGCAGCAGCACCAGGUGACCUUAGGACUAAGGACCCGAACCAAGAGCCAGAGGAAGCUGAAAGCAAUAUACAGGUGCCAGCCAGGUCGGUACUGGGUCAUCUUCAGCCUCCUCAUCUUCCUCUUGGUCACGCUUCAAGUUAUGGAGAAGCUGCAGCCUCCCAGAAACUGCCAGUGCGAGGUGGAGCGUGCCCUGAGGCAGACCAUGGACCAUGGCCAGAAGCUGCUCAACUCUGCCCUCCAGACCCCCGACCCGCUGUGGGAGGACAAUUCCCCGCACUGGCAGAGGAAAACCAUGCCAGACCCCACUUCGACUGAGAGUGCGCAGGACAUUUUUCAGAUGCAUCUGUACUUCAGCCAGGAGACCCCACUGGAGAGCAGCCCAAGCAGUCAAGAGGAGCACUGGACGUGGCAGCCUGUGGAAAGCAGCAAGAAGGUGAAAGCCCAUCUUUCAUCCAUGAGGCUGAAAUCCCAGCUUCCUGACCUGAGAAAAGCAACCAGAGAGGGUCCUUCUCAAAGUCUUUCUGGGAGGAUCUCCACAGUUUUGGGAGAUGCUGACGCUGCCACCAGCAAGUUCAUAACCUUUGCAAACAGGAUGACCACAGAGGAGAAGAGGAGAAUGUCACCACCAGGAAUGACACAGGCAGUGGUACAGACCCAGUCGCAACCUCAAGCCAUGGGUUUCCCCCAUUAUCAGUGGGACAGCUCACUUAAACACACCGUGCCAAAUUCAGCUCAACCUCCACAGGCAGAGGACCUUUACAAGACAGACCUGGAGAAGGGAUUUUUCCCAAGCUGGACAAAAGUCUCUAAGGUUGAAGAGGUGACACCUGGAGAAGGCCACCAGGCCAGAGGGGUCUCCUCUCACAGGGAGAAGUGUGAGCCCAAGACUGACAUUGUCUUCCUGAAAGUCCACAAGAGUGCCAGCAGCACCGUCAUGAAUGUCCUCUUCCGCUUCGGCGAGAUGCACAACCUCACCUUCGCCUUCCCCAUCGGGGGUGGCAACCAGCUCUCCUACCCACACCACUUUUUUGCGAGGUUCGUGCAGGGCUUCUCCCCCAGGAGCCCUCGGCGGUUCAACAUCCUCUGCCACCACAUGCGAUUCCUGCAGCCGGAGGUAUGGGCAAAGCCGCAAUGA